AAUGGAGAAAACUUCGAAAUCUGUUCCCUUGAAGAAGAAAAAGAGGGAAAGUGAGCAAUUCCGUAAACUCUUUAUUGGUGGCUUGUGCUCUGAAACCACAGAAGAAAGUCUGAGGAACUACUACCAGCAAUGGGGAAAACUUACAGACUGUGUGGUCAUAAGGGAUUCUUCAAGCCAAAGAUCGAGAGGAUUCGGGUUUGUCAUCUUUUCAUCCAUGGCCGAGGUUGAUGCUGCCAUGGCGGCCAGACCUCAUUCCAUUGAUGGAAGAGUGGUGGCCUCCAAACGCGUUGUCCCAAGAGAGGAAUCUGGAAAGCCCGGGGCUCAUGUCACCACCAAGAAGCUGUUUGUUGGCGGAAUUAAGGAAGAUACCACGGAACGUCAUCUCAGAGAUUACUUUGAGAGAUAUGGGACUAUUGACGCUAUUGAGAUCAUUAGACAGUCUGGGAGGAAAACAGGCUUUGGGUUUGUUACCUUUGAUGACCAUGAUCCCGUGGACAAGAUCGUGUUGCAGAAGUACCACACCAUCAAUGGUCAUCAUGCACAACUAGAAAAGGCUUUGUCUAGACAAGGAAUGCAGGAAGUCCAAAGUUCUAGACGUGGAAGAGGACGCCACGUUGAUUUUGGAGAUAUUCCUGGUGGUGGUGGUGGUGGUGGUGGUGGAAAUUUUGGAGCAGGACCAGGAAGGAAUUUUAGAGGAGGAUCUGAGGGUUAUGCAAGAGGCCCUGUUUUGGGGGAUGGCUAUUAUGAGUAUGGAGGAGAACCUGCAGGUGGCAGUUUUCGAGGUUGCCCUGGUUAUGGAGGAGGAUAUGGUGAUAGAGGACCCGGAUACAGCAACCUGAGUAGCGGCUUUGGAGAUGGUUAUGGCAACUAUGGAGGAGGAGAUUAUGGAGACGGAAAUUACAAUGCCUUUGGAAAUUAUAACCAGGACCCUUCUAACUAUGGUCCAGUGAAGAAUGGAAACUUUGGUGAGAGAAGGCACAUGGUGGCUCCGUAUAGUGGAGGAGACUAUGGUCCAGGAGGCAGUGGAGGAAAUGAGGGGUAUAGGGAGGCCAGACAAUAUUGAGCUUCUUCCUGUUUUCCAUGGUCUUCACUGUAUAAGUAGAGGAUGAGAACUGAGAGAAAACAGAACAGCUUCAAGUUAUCGAAAUAAGAAUGUUAUACUCUUUUCGGUGACGCAUAAAUGUGCAGUGAUGUACAGAAAACAUUGGAACAGAUGCGGAGAAACAGUUUAACUUUUUGGUUGUUUCUUUCUAGUGGUCUUUUGUAAGAGUGUGGAAAUAUUCCUUCUUUGACUAUUACAUUUGUAAGUUUCAGGUGUUGCGUGGGGAAGUGGUUGUAUAUUUGUGAUUUAAUAAAAUAACU
Messenger RNA from Phacochoerus africanus (Common warthog), 1362 nucleotides. RefSeq names its product heterogeneous nuclear ribonucleoproteins A2/B1-like. The coding region runs from base 2 to 1063 and encodes 353 amino acids. The transcript has a single exon. Gene Ontology annotation, molecular function: RNA binding. The record is from RefSeq and is a predicted model, not a curated record. NCBI's taxonomy places the organism in Eukaryota, Metazoa, Chordata, Mammalia, Artiodactyla, Suidae.